This is a messenger RNA of Linum trigynum, 4055 nucleotides long. The record is from the annotation of a GenBank genome assembly. Lineage: Eukaryota; Viridiplantae; Streptophyta; Magnoliopsida; Malpighiales; Linaceae.
UGCCAUGGGUUAGGUUAUAUGUAUCGAAAUAUCCACUCCGAUUGCCCGAUUGCCCCAUUGUCAUUCCUAAUUGCCAUUACUACUUGUAGAGCACAACAAAGUUGCUCUUUUACAUGAUUUUAUUUGCGGAAUCCGAGUUAAAUGAAUGAGCUACAGUUCGUCUAAAAUAUGUAUUAUGCUGGGAAAAAAGUUCGUAACUAUCGUCUGCGAAUACUCUUGAACUCAUUUUCAGUUUCUAAAAAACAUGUUAGCUAUCUAAAAUUCUCUAAAUUUCCUCCUUAAUCCUUAUAAUAGUGACCAUUACAUCUAGUUGUGGCACAUACAGGCGCGAGGCCUCUCAUCCCUAGGUCAUGUCACAACCCUCUUCUGUGUUCAGAACUAGUAUAGCAAGAAAAAAAAAAGAUAUGCUCGCUUCUAGCCCUCUCCGCCUCUUUCGAUCCAGUGCUAGUUGCUAUUUAAACCGGGUUUGUUUCUAAUUUUGUUGACAAUUUUUUUUUUUCCAACAAAAGAUAACGCCCACAUAAGCCAUCGCACACGCAUUUUCCACCCUCCGGCCACACUUGGGCACCACAGAAAUGAGCCUCCGCCACAAGCUUCCCCUCAUUUCUAUACCCAACACCUCUCCUCAAUUUCCUCCGCCCGCCCAUUAUCUAUCUAUAUUCUCUCAGCCUCUAAUAUAUAUAUAUAUAUAUAUAUAUGUCACAGUACUCGCAUUCCUCUACUCUGUAACUAGCACCACCCAAAGUUGCAACCAAACCAAAGCGUGCAUGAACCUUGCCACUCCACUCCCACUGUGCUAUGCUCAAAGUAAACGCUCCCAAUUUCUACGUACCCAACCUUUCCUUCCUUCCUUCCUUUCUCAUUCUCCCUCCACCUAUAUUUGAUAUUAAAGUUAACGGAAAGGGAAAAUAUAUACUAUAUAUACAAAUUAAUUAAAGAGGAAAGAAUGUUUGAUAUAAAGAUGGCGUCACCAACAUUCCUUUUGCCCAAGCCAAGCCCAUGCCUCCCCUCUCCUCCUACUCUCUCUAUAGUCUAUAUCGUAUCAUUAGGGUUGGCUAGCUAUUUGGUCCGGAUUGUUUGGUUUUACCCGAAACCGGACCGGGACCGGACUGGGACCAGAUAACAAACAAUCCAAUCUCAUAUUCGGGCUUAGAUUUGAGGUAAAAACCCGGAUAAGAGACCCCCAACACCUAAAAUCAAGAUCAAAUUGGCACCGGACCGGGUCAAAACCGGACUAUAUCCAAUCCAAUCUUUGGUCCUUAUAUUCUCGAAAAGACCGGACUGGGACCAGAUCAAUUUGAUCCAAUUUAACCGGACCGUAUAGCCACCCUAUCAAUCAUGCUGCUGCAUGCUUUCUCUUUUUUCUGUUAUUUCCCCCCUUACUUACCGGAACUCAUUUUAUAUUCUUUCUCUCUCUCUCCCUCUCUCUAUAUAUACCUAAAAGCUCUCCUCUUAGAUUUUUCAUCCCAUCCAUCUCUUCCCUCCAGAAUCAAAAUAACACCUAACCCCAUCAAUCUCCUAUAGCAAAGAGAGCUAGAUAUAGUUAACAACAAUGGCUUCUUCGUCCUCUUCUUCUGAUUUGAGAAAACUGAUUAGGGUGUUGAUCGUCGGAGUGCUGCUGGGUUACGCAAUGAUGUGGGUUCUGUUGCCCACCAACACUUACAAGCACAAAUGGCUUCCCAAGCUCAAAUCCCGCCUCUCCUCCAACUACUUCGGCAACCAAGGGGUGAUGAUGCUGAUAUUCACGUUCCCGCCACUGCUGGUCGCCGUUCUGAGCUGCGUCUAUCUCCAUCUCGCCGCCGAGCUACAACCCACGGGGAAAAAGAGCAGCGGCGACGACGAGGAGAAAGAGACACGUGUGCUCGCCACGUGGCGGAAGCCCAUGGUGGUGCGAGGCCCGCUGGGGAUCGUGACCGGGAUCGAGCUGGGCUUCCUGGUCAUGUUCGUGGUGCUCCUCUUCUGGUCGCUCUUCACUUACUUCAGCUCCAGCUUCAAGUCCAUCGACGCCACCGAUCCCGCCUUCCUCGGCGGCCUCAAAAAGUGGCAGUUGAAGCUGGACCUGGGUGGGCUGUGGCUUGGGCUGGUGGGGAACAUAUGCCUGACGCUCCUCUUCUUCCCGGUGGCGCGUGGGUCGGCGGUGCUGCAAUUCUUCGGCCUGACGUCGGAAGGGAGCAUCAAGUACCACAUAUGGCUCGGCCACGCAGUCAUGACCUUCUUCACCGCUCAUGGCAUCUGCUACAUCGUCUACUGGGCUCUCAUGGGCCAGAUGUCGCAGAUGCUGAAAUGGAGCCGAAGCGAGAUAUCCAACGUGGCGGGCGAGAUCUCGCUGCUCGCCGGGCUCGGGCUGUGGGCCACCACAUUCCCCCGCAUAAGGCGGAAGAUGUUCGAGCUCUUCUUCUACACCCAUCACCUCUACAUCCCGUUCGUCGUCUUCUUCGUCUUCCACGUCGGAUUCACCUACGCCUGCUACAUGCUCCCUGGGUUCUACCUCUUCCUCGUCGACCGCUACCUCCGCUUCCUCCAGUCCCGCCACCACGUCCGCCUGCUCUCCGCCCGCAUCUUGCCCGGCGCCGGCCAGACCCUGGAGCUCAGCUUCUCCAAGUCACCGGCGCUGAAGUACAACCCGACGAGCGUGCUGUUUCUGAACGUGCCGGGGAUAUCGAAGCUGCAAUGGCACCCGUUCACCGUAACGUCCAACAGCAGCCUGGAGGCGGACAAGCUGAGCGUUGUCAUUAAAGGGGAAGGGAAGUGGACGAAGAAGCUGUACGAGAUGGUUUCUUCAACUAGUGGAAGUACUGAUCAUCACUUUGAUGUGUCCGUUGAAGGUCCUUAUGGCCCUGCUUCCACUGAUUUUCUCAGGCACGAGACACUGGUGAUGAUAAGUGGAGGCAGCGGGAUCACCCCAUUCAUCUCCAUAAUCCGAGACCUCAUCUUCACAUCCUCACACCUCCAACUCAAAACCCCACGCGUCAUCCUCAUCUCCUCCUUCAAAACCACCGCCGACCUCACAAUGCUCCACCUCCUCCUCCCCAUCUCCGCCGCCGCCGCCUCCUCCUCCACCGCCAACCUCCGCCUCACCAUCGAAGCCUACAUCACCCGAGAGAAACAGGCGGCGGCAACCUCCCCCUUCCACAACAACAACAACGUUCGGACCAAGUGGUUCAAGCCUUCCCCGACCCACGCGCCCAUCUCCCCGAUCCUGGGCCCCACCGCCAGCUGGCUCUGGCUCGCCGCCGUCGUCUCGUCCUCCUUCCUCGCGUUCCUCGUCAUCAUCGGGCUCCUCACUGGCUACUACAUCUACCCUCAGGGCAAGAAGUCCGGGGAAGUAGGGUUUCCCAUGGCGUUGACCGCUUUUCUCUACAUGCUUGUGUUGUGCGUGUGUGUAGCUGCGGCGAGCAGCGGUGCGUUCCUCUGGAACAAGAGGAAGAGCGGGAGGGAUCAGACCAUCCAGAUAAGGAACGUGGAAGGCGCCACCCCGACCGGCGGGUCUCCGGCGAGCUUCGGUGCUGUCCAUGAGAUGACGGAGUUGGAGAGUCUUCCUUUGCAGACUUUCGCGGAGGCCACGAAUUUGCACUACGGGGUUCGACCUAACUUGAGGAAAUUGCUGGUGGAGCAUUGUAGCGAAGGAGGGAGCAUAGGGGUAAUGGUGAGCGGGCCGGCGGGGCUGAGGCAUGAGGUUGCUACGAUAUGCUCGAGCGGACUGGCCGACGACAAUUUGCAGUUCGAGUCCAUUAGUUUUAGCUGGUGAAAAAACGUACGUUCAUACUGAUUGUCAAAAGGUUUCAGCUAAAUGGAUGUCUAGCUACUUUUCCUAGCUAGUAAUGUGAGUGAACAAGGAGAGCUAUAUAGCCACGAGUGGAUGUGUUUGAUAGCUUGAAACACCACUUGGUUCAUAAUAACGAGAAUGGAAAUGUGUUUGUAAUACUUUUGUGUGUGUGUGUUUUUGUCCCCAUUACCACACUUUGUGUAUGUUGUACUAUGAAUAAUAAUCAAUGUCGUGUUACAUGAUCUAUUUAAAUCCUUCAAUGUAUGGAAAAUAAAAAUAAAAAUUUCAU